AUGGCUGGAACGAGGUUAUUCGUUUGCAAUAUUAUUGUCUGGCUGGCAACGUCGUCGAAAUUGUUGGCUCGAGCCGAGGAGAGGCAGAACAGUUCACUGAUUCCCCAGGACGAGACUCAGGGCUUAAAUGUGUUCCCGGGGAUCAAGUUCUUCGCGGUGAACGGUAAAGUCGUCAUUCGCGUGAAAAUGCGCGACCUACUGCAAGAAACGGAAGUGCAGGGCCGCAGGAAAGAGGAGAGGAAGAGCAUUCUGCAAAGACUCGGAUACAUGAUGAUGAUGAUGCCGUUCGUCAUGCAGGUACUCUCUCUACCGGGCGCCAUAGCGUCCAUCAAGACGUCACUCCUGAAGAGCAUCAUGGUCGCGCAAUUAGCAAUCGCUAUAAUGAUCUACAAUUUGAUCAAGAGCACAGAGAACACGGACGUGGUGGUGGUCCAUCAGCCGCAUCACGCACAUUAUCAUCACAAUUAUCAUCCCGACGACGAGGACGAGUGGUUCGGUAGAUGA
This is a messenger RNA of Dinoponera quadriceps, 504 nucleotides long. RefSeq lists its product as uncharacterized. Lineage: Eukaryota; Metazoa; Arthropoda; Insecta; Hymenoptera; Formicidae. The record is from RefSeq and is a predicted model, not a curated record. The transcript has 3 exons. The coding region runs from base 1 to 504 and encodes 167 amino acids.